This is a messenger RNA of Anisakis simplex (herring worm), 362 nucleotides long. The record is from the annotation of a GenBank genome assembly. Lineage: Eukaryota; Metazoa; Nematoda; Chromadorea; Rhabditida; Anisakidae.
AUUUCUACAAACUGACUGAUGAUCACUUGGGUUCGGGUGCAUAUGCAAGUGUUCAGACGGGUAUUUCGAUAGCGACUGGUAAAGAGUUUGCGGUUAAAUUAGUGGAUAAACAUGAACAGGGACAUACCAGAUCUCGUAUUAUGCGUGAGGUGGAUACAUUCAACAUGUGUAUCAACCAUCCGAAUAUUGUACAAUUGCAUGAGUGGUUCGAAGAUCAUGAUUACUUCUAUUUGGUAUUCGAGAAGAUGCGUGGCGGACCGUUGCUGAAUCAUAUUCAACAAAAAGGUUUCUUCACCGAACAGGAGGCGAGUAAAGUGACAAGAGACAUUGCGAACGCACUCAAAUAUCUUCACGAUCGAGGU